This is a messenger RNA of Diaporthe batatas, 1283 nucleotides long. RefSeq lists its product as uncharacterized. Lineage: Eukaryota; Fungi; Ascomycota; Sordariomycetes; Diaporthales; Diaporthaceae. Bases 718 to 1209 code for a protein of 163 amino acids. The transcript has 4 exons. The record is from RefSeq and is a predicted model, not a curated record.
CUCAAGUGGCAUUGAUGCUGCUGGGCUUUACAGUAUUCUGCUUGCAUGUGCUUCAGCUCUUCCACCUCCUACUCAAGUACUCGCAUGUGCAAUCACAUCAUCACCACCACAUCACCACACCUUCAAAAGGUUUCCGCAUACAAUCUGAUGACGGAGGCCUAGAGCUCACCCAAUUGGAUUGAUUGAAAAAUCAAUCACCACAGACCAUUUACCUAGCGAUACUACACUCCCGUGGAAAUAUAUUUUAUGCGGAUGUCUUUUGCAAAGUUGUCCUUUGCAGGCCUUGCCCAACCGCUGUCCCCAGGCAGGAAAGCACAAGAUGAAAGGGGCAGCCGAGCAGCGAGGGCUUACUCGGGAAUUGUUUGUCUCCGAGCCUUAGGUACUUAAGUACUCAAGUAGGCAUUCGGCAACCUCAACAGCAGUGCUAAGUACCUAGGUACUCUGGACAUAAGAUCCAGCGUUUGCAUCCAGUAUAAACCCCAUGUUUCACUCCCUUCAGCCCCACCAACAAUGCAAACCAUCUUUCGACCGAGACCUGGACCUGACUUCAUGGUCACCGUAUUUCCCAUUGAUGCGCACAGCCCGAGGAGACCAGUUGACCUCGCACGGCAGUCCCUACCUUCCAACCCAGGAUCUCGGGACAGUCCCGUCCAGAACAAAAGGCCACAGACUACAUUUCUAUACAUUGGCCGGCUCUGACUGCAUCUAUUUGACAAGAUGAGGAACAAGCUCACCGUCAUCUUUUCCAUCGCGCUAGCCGCGCUGCUUGCUGUUGCAAUGCAGCCCGACUCCAUCGACUCCACCCCGGCCUUGGCUGACAAGGCGACGGAUGCGUACGGUUGCUUCAGGCAAGGCGAGCUGUGGAAGGACUUGGGUACAAACCAGUCUAUCUAUGCUGCCUACGAUGAACAAUGGUGCAGAUACCGUGUCAUGAUGUGGUCAGUCGGCAGCACGGACAACCUUUGCGUCCGCUAUUCGCCAAUUCAUCACGCCUUUAAAGUGAAAUGGGUGAUCACCAAGGUUCCUCACGGACAAACCAAGGGCUAUGUCUCCCAUGACGUCUGUAUCUGCUUUCUUGAACAAGUUCUAAACCUCUGCGCCAAAGGCGGAACCUUGGACUUGAUGUGUGGUCCUGGAACGGAUGGAGGGGACGUCAUAGGAGCUGUGGUCACCGCCGAUCCCCAGAGUGCUGUCAACUGUUACGGCUGAGACAGCGAGAAGUGCAGACAUGGCCCGGUAAUCCGGCACAAGUGGAAAGCCGAGUUCACCAGGGUGGGCACAGU